GGGGGCGCGGGAGGGAGCGGCGGAGCUCGCGCGCGCGCGAGAGCGGGGAGCGGAGCCGAACCGCCCGGCCCGACAACCCCCCCCUCCUCCGCCGGGGCGCUGCUGCCGCGCCCGCCCUGCCCGAGGGCUCACAGGCAGAUAUGGUCCUGAACAUCUUGAGCACGUGACUUCAAAGAUGGACAACUGGAUCUGUUAUAAAUUGUGAUUGGCCUUAAGCUGACUUAGAACCAUUGAAGAACUUAACAGGAUUUCUGUCAUUCCUGAUUUAUGCCUAUCUAAUUGCCUCACACCACCAGCUUAAUCAUGUAUGGAAGUGCUCGGUCAGUUGGUAAGGUUGAGCCAAGCAACCAGAGUCCAGGGCGUUCACCAAGGCUGCCACGGUCACCACGCUUGGGCCAUCGUCGAACCAACAGCACGGGAGGCAGUUCUGGGAGUAGUACUGGGGGUGGCAGUGGGAAAACCCUUUCUAUGGAAAAUAUUCAGUCCUUAAAUGCUGCCUAUGCUACGUCCGGCCCUAUGUAUCUAAGUGACCAUGAGAACGUGGGUGCAGACACCCCAAAAAGCACCAUGACUUUGGGCCGAUCUGGGGGGCGGCUGCCUUACGGUGUUAGGAUGACUGCAAUGGGUAGCAGCCCUAACAUUGCCAGUAGUGGAGUUGCCAGUGAUACUAUUGCAUUUGGAGAGCACCAUCUCCCUCCGGUGAGUAUGGCAUCCACUGUGCCUCACUCGCUGCGCCAGGCCAGGGAUAACACAAUAAUGGAUCUGCAGACACAACUCAAAGAAGUAUUAAGGGAAAAUGAUCUGCUUCGCAAGGAUGUGGAGGUGAAAGAAAGCAAGCUGAGUUCUUCCAUGAACAGUAUCAAGACCUUCUGGAGUCCUGAGCUGAAAAAGGAGAGAGCCCUGAGGAAAGAUGAAGCUUCAAAAAUCACUAUUUGGAAGGAACAAUACAGAGUUUUACAAGAAGAAAACCAGCAUAUGCAGAUGACUAUCCAGGCUCUCCAAGAUGAGCUUCGGAUCCAGCGGGACCUGAACCAACUGUUCCAGCAGGACAGCAGCACUAGAACCAGUGAGCCCUUUGUGGCAGAGCUGACAGAAGAAAACUUCCAACGACUUCAUGCAGAACACGAACGCCAGGCCAAGGAACUCUUCCUGCUGCGUAAAACCUUAGAAGAGAUGGAACUGCGUAUUGAGACGCAGAAACAGACCUUAAAUGCACGUGAUGAGUCCAUCAAAAAGCUGCUGGAGAUGCUGCAAAGUAAAGGUCUGUCAGCAAAAGCCACUGAGGAAGAUCAUGAGCGAACGCGACGGUUGGCUGAGGCAGAGAUGCACGUGCACCACCUGGAGAGCCUUCUCGAACAGAAGGAAAAAGAAAACAACAUGCUGAGAGAGGAGAUCCAUCGUCGAUUUGAAAAUGCUCCUGACACAGCCAAGACAAAGGCUCUGCAAACUGUUAUUGAGAUGAAGGAUUCAAAAAUUUCUUCCAUGGAGCGUGGCCUCCGGGAUUUGGAAGAGGAGAUUCAGAUGUUGAAGUCAAAUGGAGCUCUGAGCACAGAGGAACGUGAAGAGGAAAUGAAGCAAAUGGAGGUGUACCGUAGUCAUUCCAAAUUCAUGAAAAAUAAGGUAGAGCAACUGAAGGAAGAGCUAAGUGCCAAAGAGGCUCAAGGGGAGGACCUGAAAAAGAGAGUGGCUGGUCUCCAGGCCGAGAUUGGUCAGGUGAAACAAGAGCUGUCACGCAAAGACACUGAGUUGCUGGCCUUGCAGACAAAGCUGGAGACCCUCACAAAUCAGUUCUCUGAUAGCAAGCAGCAUAUUGAAGUUCUGAAAGAGUCUCUUACAGCUAAAGAGCAAAGAGCUGCCAUCCUGCAGACAGAGGUGGAUGCAUUACGAUUACGUCUGGAAGAGAAAGAGACUAUGCUAAAUAAGAAGACAAAGCAGAUUCAGGAGAUGGCAGAGGAGAAGGGGACACAAGCAGGAGAGAUCCAUGACCUCAAGGACAUGUUAGAGGUGAAGGAACGCAAAGUUAAUGUUCUUCAGAAGAAGAUUGAAAAUCUUCAAGAACAGUUAAGAGACAAGGAGAAGCAGAUGAGCAGCUUAAAGGAUCGAGUAAAAUCCUUGCAGGCUGACACCACAAAUACUGACACUGCCUUGACCACGCUGGAAGAAGCACUGGCAGAAAAAGAAAGGACCAUUGAGCGCCUAAAGGAGCAACGUGACAGAGAUGAACGAGAAAAACAGGAAGAGAUCGACAACUACAAAAAAGACAUUAAGGACCUGAAAGAGAAAGUCAGCAUUUUACAAGGAGAUCUCACAGAGAAAGAGUCAUCCUUACUGGAUCUGAAGGAACAUGCUUCAUCCUUAGCUUCAUCAGGACUGAAGAAAGAUUCAAGACUCAAGACACUGGAGAUUGCAUUGGAACAGAAAAAGGAAGAAUGUUUGAAAAUGGAAAGUCAAUUGAAGAAGGCUCAUGAAGCAACACUGGAGGCUAGGGCCAGCCCAGAGCUGAGUGAUCGUAUGCAGCAACUGGAAAGGGAGGUAACACGGUAUCGGGAAGAAUCUAGCAAGGCUCAAGCAGAAGUGGAUCGUCUUCUGGAAAUCUUGAAAGAGAUGGAAAAUGAGAAGAAUGAUAAGGAUAAGAAGAUAGCAGAACUGGAGAGCCUCACCUCAAGGCAAGUUAAAGAUCAAAAUAAGAAAGUAGCCAAUCUGAAGCACAAAGAGCAAGUGGAGAAAAAGAAGAGUGCACAGAUGCUGGAGGAGGCCAGGAGACGAGAGGAUAACCUUAAUGACAGCUCCCAACAGCUUCAGGACAAUCUACGUAAAAAGGAUGAUCGGAUUGAAGAAUUGGAAGAGGCACUCAGAGAAAGUGUUCAGAUAACUGCAGAGCGGGAAAUGGUGCUAGCACAAGAGGAGUCAGCCAGGAUCAAUGCUGAGAAACAGCUGUUUAAUGAAUCAGUGCAUGAGGUCAACCAUUUUGGCUUUAAGUGGUCCAAGGUAGAAGAGCUGAUGAUGGCCAUGGAGAAGGUUAAGCAGGAGCUGGAGUCAAUGAAAGCAAAAUUGUCCUCUACACAGCAGUCUCUGGCUGAGAAGGAAACCCAUCUGACCAACCUACGAGCUGAAAGAAGGAAGCAUUUGGAGGAGGUCCUGGAAAUGAAACAAGAAGCUCUUCUUGCUGCCAUUAGUGAAAAAGAUGCCAAUAUUGCUCUGCUAGAACUUUCAUCCUCUAAGAAGAAGACCCAAGAUGAAGUGGCUGCUCUAAAACGAGAGAAAGACCGUCUUGUGCAACAGCUCAAGCAACAGACUCAGAACCGUAUGAAGCUGAUGGCUGACAACUAUGAGGAUGACCACCUCAAAUCCUCAUCCCAUUCCAACCAAACCAACCACAAGCCCUCCCCUGACCAGAUAAUCCAGCCCCUCUUAGAACUUGAUCAGAAUCGCAGCAAGUUGAAGUUGUACAUUGGACAUCUGACAGCCCUCUGCCAUGACCGUGACCCCCUGAUUCUGCGUGGACUCACCCCACCUGCUUCCUACCACCUGGAUGAUGACCGGGCAGCCUGGGAGAAAGAGCUGCAGAAGAUGACCCAGGAGCAGCUUCAUGACGAGUUAGAGAAGGGCGAGAAGGAAAGUGCAGAGCUGCAGGAGUUUGCCAACGCCAUCUUACAGCAGAUAGCAGAUCACUGCCCUGACAUCCUGGAGCAAGUCGUCAAUGCACUUGAGGAGUCGUCAUGACCUUGGCCAUUAGCCCCACCGGAGCAGCACACCAGUGGCCAAGCCCAGUCAGUCCAAGGAGCCAUGAGAGUGGAGAGGAGUAUGAAAGACAGAAAAUGGAAUAGAAACUUUUGGUGCACCUUUUACAAAGAAAACAAAAGCAAAAAAGCCCUCUGAACACUACAUGCUCUCUAGGUUCUUUCAGUCUAUGAUUAAUCAGUCAUGUUUGCAUUCAUCUUCUCACUGACUUUCUGCUUUAGAAUCUGAUUCUCCAUUGACUUUGUUGAUGGUGACUUUUGGAUGCAGCUUAGCAGAGCUCUUCCGAGUCUGCUGAGCAAGGAAGAGGGGAUCCACUGAACACAAGCAGCUCUAGUUCUCCGUGAGGUUGCAGAAGGGUAGCCUUUGCCUUUCAUUCAUUUAUUGCUUUUUUUUCUUUCUUUAUUUUUUCCUUUUUUUUUUUUUUUUUUUUUUUUUUCAUAAAAGCUGAAAGCCUGGAUUUCAUAGUGCUAAAACCAAACUUGGGUGUGCUCUGAUAAUGGCUCAUGACUGGCCAGCAUCAGCUAGCUAGCUCAGGUCUCACUGCCUGUCUCAGUGUUUCUUAUGUUCUUAAAUAACAGAGAGAGGAGAGGAAAGGAAAGUUUCCCUAUCUGUUCCUGUUAGUCACUUCAUCAAGAAGCUGGGAAACAAGGUAGGCAUACUGGUACUUUCUGUUUACUUAACUUUGAUUUUUAUUGUUCACUGAUCUGACUCUGAAGUGCUGAGUGGGGCAUUUCUUCAGGUAACUGUUUCAUCUGUUGAUUUCUUGGGGUUUUUAGAUGAGGUUUCUCUGUGUCUCCUAAGUUCUUUUUUUUAUAGAGAGCUCUCUCCCUUCAAGCAGGUGUGGUCAACAGGUCAGGUCCCAAAUUUAACUUGUACAGUUUGUUCAUUGCCAGUUUUUCAGGCCAUAGCUUUGUGAACACUAGCUGCCAUCAGAAUAGUCUUAGGCAUUUUGUAAAUGUUAAAAGUAUAAUUUUAAAGCUACCUUUGGUAAAUCAGUAACAUAGUUCUUACUAUAAUUAUAAUUUAAUUUAUUUCACUUUAGCCGAGGUUGAUGAGGAAUGUUCAGAGCAAUAACCCAUUCUUAUAAAGAGGAGCAUCUCUGCUGAAGUUGGCACCCAGCUGAGUAGAAAGUUAUAAAAUCACAGCUUUAGUUAAACCAGUGUAAUUCUUAUAUGUAUGUGAGAGACCUUAGUCUCGUUCCCAUCCAUCUUUGACACUCAUUAAAGCCCCUGCUGAUAGGUAAUAUGACCUGAAAUAGUAGGUUGGUUUGUCAUUGUGGUAGCAAGUCAGAAUCUUACUUUAUGAGUAGGACUUGGGUGUUCAUUCUUGGACUAUGCAUUAAUGGGGAGACAUGUUUUUUCCUGCUACCGGUGGUUAUGUGUGUCUGGGGGCAUCUGCAGGACGGAACCCUUUAACACAUCCCCAUGUACUCCUUAAAGGAGUUAUUCCCCUUUAGCUUUCUCAUGUUACUUAAGAGAACAAGGGGAGGGCAAAUGGAGACCAAAUAUCUACACAGCAGUGGAAGAAAUCUUGGUUUUCUAGUCACUAGCUUAUUGUGGAUCCUCUCAGUAAACCUCUCAUUCAGAGCCUGUAGUUUAAUUCCAUAUGACUUGAUACAUUUUGAGCUUAAUCACUAAACUGUUGCGCUAAGGAAAAUGUUCCAAGCCCUUUCAGAAAAACUACGUUUCUUAUGUCUUUCAAAUCCACAGCACAGCUCCCCUGUAGGUUUUUUACACCUUAUUUUUAUCUUUAGAAAUGACCGAUUGCUUCCAAUAGAAAGGAGAUUGGCAAAAGUUUGAGUAAGGGACAACGUACUGUCUCUUCGUUUCAAACAAGCACUGAAAUUUAGGGAAAACUGAAACCUUGCAUACCUGUAGACUCUAUUGAAAACUAACUGAUUUAAAAUAAAUCACAUCCCAAUUCAUUCUACUGUAAUGAUUCAGCAGAAGGAACUGUAUCCAUAACCAUGGCGUCCACUAGGAAGAAAUACGUAAGUCUCCAAAGAGGUGAUUCACACCUUUUCCAUGUUUUGAACUGCCAGUGCUUUGCAAAGCAGGAAAUGUAGCUUUAGUUCUUGCUGUAGUAGCAGCCUGUGUCUGAAGCUUUUUUUGUCGUGGAUGAGGAGAGCAGUGGGAACCUGAAUGUGUGCAAGGGGGGAACACCGGAAGGCGUGUAGACAGUGACUGUACAUACCACUGAGCCGUGCCUCAUCCCAGAACCACCCCUUUGGUCCCAUUAUUUGAGUCAGCACGUUUCGAUAGGAGCUGUUGUUUUGAAAUCUUCCCUCUUGCUUUUUCUUCAUCACCCCUAAUUACUCACUCAAGGAAUUUAAUGCUGCCUGUAAAAGCAUCAGAGCCAUCAGCCUAACAUCAUCGUGCCACCGCCACCACUCCUGACUAUCUCAUUAACUUAUAUGGUCAAAUCUCCAGCUGCCCUGGUUCCCUGCUGUAAAACAAUCCCUCCUCUGUGAGAAGCUGUGGAAUUUCCCUUAUCGAUGGUUCAAAUGGCUCCUGCUUGUAAACCUCUUACUGAGAUGUUCCUUGAUAGCGUUUCUGCUGCAGGCAGGGGCAGGGGGAGGCGACGGGGACAAGGGGUGCUUCACCUCAGGCUGUCAUUUCAAUUCCCAUGGUUUACAGCGUGGCCCACACAUGGCAGGAAAGCGCUGGUUCUUCUGCAGCUUUUACUCAGCCUGUGGCUGCGUUUCCAGAGUUGAAAGUGUCCCAGCCAGAGGCACCGUGCUGUCACGACAGCGCGUGCAGAAUCCAUGCGUCAGCAGCCAGGUGAAUCUCACUGUUUACACAUCUCCCGGCCUCUUCCUUGAGAGGAUUUGUCAAGCCCGGCUGGUUUUCACACUGGCCAUUUGGUCUUUUAUCUCCCAGCCACACACCUGCUGUUCCUCCCAUCUGGAUUGCUGGGCCUUUGCAAUUUUUCUCGUUAACCGCUGUUAUCUUCUAGGCCUUCUAGGCUUUCCCAUCUUAAACAUCAAUCUCAGACCUCAGUAAAGUGCUUUUGGGGAGAGCAGAUCUCAUUUAGGAACAUACUUGAUCCGACUUGAUCUCCAUUGAACUAUUCCAGGUAAUCUCUCUGAUCCUGCGUCAAUAGAGAUCUUGUCAUGGGGAAUAGCUUGAGGAACUAUGUGAUGUGGGAGGUGCUGCUGGCCACGAUUUAAUGCUGAAUGUGACCAGUGAAAUCAUUUUAUUUUUGCUCAUUCGGAGUGCUGCACCGUUGGCCUUAGGGUAACGAAAGGAUUUUGUUACCGUAAUCCAUCACAAAGUUGUAUAUCAGGCACAUGACAGAAGGGCCAUAUGUGCACACAUACUGCAGUGCUCAUCCAGUUGCCUAACCCAUCACUGCUCUUUUAAAAUCUCAUACCCAAGUGUCAGCAGCCAGGCAGAUGCAGACAGUUUCCUAGCACAGCAGUCCUGCAACGCAGCAGCUCUAGGAAAUCAGGGGCCCUUCCCAGGGAGCCUGGGGAAACUUGCUUUUUCUACUCCUGUUGAAUGAAGUUCCAUUUGCUACAGGAGCUGUGAAGGUUUUAAUUGCUUUAAUGUUGUUUUUUUUUUUUUUUUUUUUUUCUUUCAAGCUGUCAUUUGUAGAGAAAUUGAGAAAUGUAAGGACUUAAGGAGCUGUCUGUAGAAAAUUAAAUGAGUCAUUUUAGCUGAGUUUGGGCUAAAAAAUAACUCAAACCUGAAGCCCAUAUACAGUGUAAAAGCUGACACCCCAACCAUGCUUGUUCAUGGUAUCCACGAGUCCAAGUACGUAUUUUCCUCUGAAUCCAGCCUCAUGCAAAACACUAAAAGGACAUUACAACACUAGAAUUGCAGGGUGAGGACAUGAGCACUGUUUGCAGUUGGAAGAAGAAUUGCCUGGCGUGCUCCCAAAUGAAGCUCUAAGCUUCUAGUAUUCUCUCAUUUUGACUGCCUUUAACCAGCUUUCCCUCUGGAAAAUGCCAAACCCUCUUUGGAGUAUCUGAUUUUUGCCAAGUCCGAAGGACGGAAGGUGAAGGUCUGACAUGAUGCACGAAACUGUGUGUGCCAUUUCUGGUUGCACAGCUGGAAUAUCCCUUCUCUAGCAAAUUUUCUGGUACUUUGGGGCUCUCGGUAUUUUGCACAAGGGAGCAUUAAUGUCAUAAAUCUUGUAGACAUGACCCUGUUUUGUGAACCAAAGGGGCACCUCUUUUCAUUUGCCCUGUAAUUCCCACUCAUUCUGCUGCUAGUGCUCAAUUUGUUGGGAAAUUUCUACAUCUGAUAAAGGUUGACAGGGUUGAGUCCCCACUCCUGUACUAAUUGCCAAUCGCUGAAGGGGUCUUUGCAAAGUAUGUAGAGAGUCACGCACUGCUACCAUUUUAAAGCAAAAAUUUCAUGAUGUAACGCCUGUAUUCCUCAAAUGACUGCGAUGAAAUGCAAAAGGGAAACAGUACAAGCAAGGCACCUGAUAUUUAAAGGAAGCGUCGGCUCAGCUCGAUGCCUGCACUGAAAGAGGGAACCGGUGAGGACGCGGAAGGCUGCGGAUAACUAACACUGCCCCAGCGAAGCCGGCAGGGUGGGAGGGUCGGGCACGGGGCGUCGCGGGGCAUCGCGCCUGGUAAGGCCACUCUGCCAACCCGUCCUGUCAGUGUGGCGAGGAAAAGGAGUGUCGGGGGGGGGGGUUUUAACCUAAAUAAUAUUUUUAAUUGUUUUUUCCACAUAAAUGGAAGGAACCUUACGCAACCGCAGGCAGAUCCUUCUGAACAAAAUGGCUGUGUCCGCUGACUAUUUUUAAAAAAAAAAAAAAAAAAAAAAAAAAAAAAGAAAAACUGUUUCAAAACUUUUUAGUGUCAAAAGCUUAAACACAGAAAUCCUGACUUUUUCCAGUGUGUGUGGUGAGUGCUGUAAACCUGUCAUCAGUAUCUCUCCUGACUUUUUCAGGGGUGUUUUUUCCUGUUUUGUUUUCUGCUUGUCGAUAUUGUCUGUGUGGUCCUAAGGCUGGGGCAGUUACCAACAAUGUGUGUCUGUUGUCGGAUUAAAAAAAGAUAGUAGUAGAACUGAAAAAGAUGUGUUUUAAAAAAUAUAUAAAAAUAAAUUUCAUCAAAAGGAAUUCAAGUAAAGAAACAACAAAGCCAUGACUCCUCCUCUCGGGAUUGUACGGAAAAGGAUUUGUGGGCUUAUAAUUAUAACCAGUUGCCUUUCACAGGCUUUUGAGGUCCAAGGCAGCUUGGCCUCUUAGGAAAUGUUACAAACCCUGUAUAAAUUCCUGCUUUCCCAGGUUUGUACUAUACACAUGUAGUACAGAAAUGGGCAGAAUGAAACAGUAUUUUGGAAAUCAAUCUUCUGGUAAUGGUUAUCAACACCAGGUGUCCCUUAAGGUAGGAACCGCUGAUAUAAACGGGCCAAAUGCUUUGGCCAAAUUUUCCCUGUCUUCUCAGUUGCACUCGUCGAUACCAGGGACCCGUGCAAGCGCAGAUCACCUGGCGUGUCCAUUAUCAGAGUUGCAUUUUUUUGUGUCCAGCAUCGGUCACAGAGCCGCAGCGCGUUAUGGUACAGGCGGGGACUAGCAGCCGCCUUCUGCUGCGGUUCCAUCAAAGACUUGCACUGCUUGAAAGGAACAAUGUGAGUUUAAACUGGCACAUUACUCUAAACAAAAAGACCCACGCAAAUCGCUUUACCUAUGAGACUAGGUAAAGAAUUUCAUUAAAUGAUUUCUUUUUUUAAUAUCAGACUUACUGUAUGCUGUUUGUCCGCAUUUUGCACUUCUAGUUUGGAUCUUGAAAAUCAAGUGAAUCAGUUUUGGUUUUAAAUAGAUGUUUCCACUUUAGGUUCUCAGUGCUUUGGUGGGGCUUUUUGCUCAAAACACUGUUUUUCCAUUUGGAAACUGGCAAAAAUAGCUCUAUCAGUCACGUGUACUCUUAUUUGUUACAAAAUGUGGUUAUCUAAAAGCCAAAUUUGACACCAGAUUUUACGAGUUCCUUUAAUCUACCAAAUCUUCCCAGCUCUCCGUGGACAUGGCCAAGUCUCUGUCCUCCCUGCCUGCCCAGGGGCAGCCGCAUUUGGCCCUCACUGACACGCUCGUAACAGUAUAUCUGGGGAGGCUUUAGUGGCAGAUGCCUUCAUCUGAUCAGAUGCUGAAGGAGGACGAAUCAAAUGGGACCAUGAACAGGGGAAUAAUUUCUGUGCUAGCCCAACAUGCUGCUCCAAGCCCACUAAAACAGUAUAUUGCCGUUUCCCUCCAAGUCAGUAAAUGAGGAGAGCCACACACCAGGUUCACAAAUCAUUUAUGGGGUUAAAAAAAUAAAAUCUGUGGGAUGCUCCAUCCACUCCAGACACAGAUCCCUCGUUUGCUUUGGAAGAGACGUGUUGCACUUUAGCGGAGGGGGAGACAGGCUUUGGGGAUGGGAUCUAGUGUACUUGAAUUCCUUUUUGAAAUAACAGCGGCGGGAGACAUUGAUGUCUGUGAUGCAAGUGCGCACGCUGCCUUCAACUUGUAUGUGUUUUAUUGCUGGAGUCAUGUUACUGACAGGAUAAUGAAAUUGCAAAGAAAAUGUGUUAUAUUCAACUUUGCCUUGAUAAUAUAAACACUUUGUUCAUUUUUUUUUUUUUCUUCUUUUUUUAUUCACAGACUAAGUUCAUCGGGAAAUUAUAAAAUUAUUUAAAAA
This is a messenger RNA of Tyto alba (common barn owl), 10372 nucleotides long. It is a transcript of the gene ERC1, whose product is annotated as ELKS/RAB6-interacting/CAST family member 1. The coding region runs from base 304 to 3723 and encodes 1139 amino acids. Gene Ontology annotation, biological process: neuromuscular synaptic transmission; maintenance of presynaptic active zone structure; regulation of synaptic plasticity. Gene Ontology annotation, cellular component: cytoskeleton of presynaptic active zone. The transcript has 21 exons. The record is from RefSeq and is a predicted model, not a curated record. Gene Ontology annotation, molecular function: structural constituent of presynaptic active zone. Lineage: Eukaryota; Metazoa; Chordata; Aves; Strigiformes; Tytonidae.